Molecule: messenger RNA, 1157 nt
Organism: Cajanus cajan (pigeon pea)
Lineage: Eukaryota; Viridiplantae; Streptophyta; Magnoliopsida; Fabales; Fabaceae
Product: Nitrilase/cyanide hydratase and apolipoprotein N-acyltransferase family protein
Molecular function (GO): hydrolase activity, acting on carbon-nitrogen (but not peptide) bonds, in linear amides
Source: RefSeq, a predicted model, not a curated record
AGAUUUGUCCUAAAAAUCCAGAGUGAUGUUGUUUUGUUUGGUUCAUAAUGAUGUAAGAACGUAAGAUGUUGUAAUGUUUUGUGCUUCGGUGAAUGUGACUGCUCCCAUUCCCAAAUCAUCACCACUCUCAGUUUCAGCCACCAUGUCCCCUGUCAGAGUUGCGGCGGCUCAGAUGACAUCCAUCAGCGACGUCGCUGCCAAUUUCGCCACUUGCUCUCGUCUCGUCAAAGAAGCAGCAUCAGCCGGAGCCAAAUUACUUUGCUUUCCCGAGGCCUUCUCUUUCAUCAGUACUAACGAUGGGGACAGUGUUACCGUUGCUGAACCAUUGGAUGGACCAAUUAUGAACCACUACUGCUCUUUGGCCAGAGAAUCCAACAUCUGGUUGUCACUUGGAGGCUUCCAAGAGAAAGCAUCUGAUCCUCAACACUUGUGUAAUACCCACGUUAUAGUUGAUGACACCGGGAAAAUUAGAAGCACUUACAAAAAGAUACACCUGUUUGAUGUAGAUGUUCCUGGUGGAAGGGUAUAUAAAGAAAGUAGAUUUACAGAACCUGGCAAGGAUAUUGUUGCUGUAGACAGUCCUAUUGGGCGUUUGGGCCUCAGUGUAUGUUAUGAUUUGAGAUUUCCAGAGAUGUACCAGUUGUUACGUUUCAAACAUGAAGCACAGAUAUUAUUGGUGCCUUCAGCAUUCACUAAUGUGACAGGUGAAGCACAUUGGGAGAUACUUCUUCGUGCUCGAGCAAUUGAGACUCAGUGCUAUGUCGUUGCUGCUGCACAAGCUGGCAAACAUAAUCAUAAAAGAGAAAGCUAUGGUGACACAUUGAUUGUCGACCCUUGGGGAACAGUUGUUGGUCGAUUACCAGAUCGUUUGUCUACAGGCAUUGUGGUAGCUGAUAUUGAUUUAUCAUAUGUUGAUUCAGUAAGAGAGAAAAUGCCAAUUGCCCAGCAAAGGAAGCCAAUUGACUUCUGGAAAAGUGCAUCACUGUAGUUUCUAUUUGGACCAGUCAAGAAGGGGUAGCUUAUUUAAAUAUGUGAUUUCUAUGUACCAAAAGAAAUGUAUGUUCCAUGUUAGAUUCCCUCAAGGAUAGUAUCUACAAUUAUGAAUUUCGGUCUUCAUGGUAAUAAAUCCUGUCAUAUCUCCUACUCAUUUGUGCAUG